Messenger RNA from Macaca mulatta (Rhesus monkey), 3051 nucleotides. RefSeq names its product ess-2 splicing factor homolog (gene ESS2). The record is from RefSeq and is marked provisional. NCBI's taxonomy places the organism in Eukaryota, Metazoa, Chordata, Mammalia, Primates, Cercopithecidae. Gene Ontology annotation, cellular component: catalytic step 2 spliceosome.
GACGCGCCUGGGGUGCCCGAGGUUUUUCCUGGGAUAGCGAUGGAGACUCCGGGCGCAUCAGCUUCGUCCUUGUUGCUCCCCGCCGCGUCCAGGCCCCCGAGGAAGCGCGAGGCGGGAGAGGCUGGGGCUGCGACGAGCAAGCAGCGGGUCCUGGACGAGGAAGAGUAUAUUGAGGGCCUCCAGACAGUCAUCCAAAGGGAUUUCUUUCCUGAUGUGGAGAAGCUCCAGGCACAGAAGGAGUACCUGGAAGCCGAGGAGAAUGGAGACUUGGAACGGAUGCGCCAGAUUGCCAUCAAAUUUGGCUCUGCCUUGGGCAAGAUGUCCCGGGAGCCCCCGCCACCCUACGUGACUCCAGCCACGUUUGAAACCCCUGAGGUGCACGCGGGCACUGGAGUGGUGGGCAAUAAGCCCAGGCCCCGCGGCCGAGGCCCGGAGGAUGGAGAGGCUGGAGAGGAGGAGGAGAAGGAGCCACUGCCCAGCCUAGAUGUCUUCCUGAGCCGCUACACGAGUGAGGACAAUGCCUCCUUCCAGGAGAUCAUGGAGGUGGCCAAGGAGAGGAGCCGGGCACGCCACGCUUGGCUCUACCAGGCUGAGGAGGAGUUUGAGAAGAGGCAGAAAGAUAAUCUUGAACUCCCGUCAGCAGAGCACCAGGCCAUCGAGAGCAGCCAGGCCGGUGUGGAGACCUGGAAGUACAAGGCCAAGAAUUCCCUCAUGUACUAUCCAGAGGGUGUCCCUGAUGAGGAGCAGCUGUUUAAGAAGCCCCGGCAGGUGGUGCAUAAGAACACGCGCUUCCUUAGGGAUCCCUUCAGCCAAGCCCUGAGCAGGUGCCAGCUCCAGCAGGCAGCCGCCCUCAAUGCCCAGCACAAACAGGGCAAGGUGGGCCCUGAUGGCAAGGAGCUGAUCCCCCAGGAGUCCCCUCGAGUGGGUGGAUUUGGAUUUGUUGCCACUCCUUCUCCUGCCCCUGGUGUGAACGAGUCCCCAAUGAUGACCUGGGGGGAGGUUGAGAACACACCGUUGAGAGUUGAAGGGUCGGAAACCCCCUACGUGGACAGGACACCGGGCCCAGCUUUCAAGAUCCUGGAGCCGGGCCGCAGGGAGCGGCUGGGGCUGAAGAUGGCCAACGAGGCUGCCGCCAAGAACCGGGCCAAGAAGCAGGAAGCCUUGCGGAGAGUGACGGAGAAUCUGGCCAGCCUCACUCCCAAAGGCCUGAACCCAGCCAUGUCCCCAGCCCUACAGCGCCUCGUGAGCAGGACGGCCAGCAAGUACACAGACCGAGCCCUGCGGGCCAGCUACACACCAUCCCCAGCACGCUCCACCCACCUCAAGACCCCGGCCAGUGGGCUACAGACCCCCACAAGCACACCAGCGCCUGGCUCUGCCACACGCACCCCUCUCACGCAGGACCCGGCCUCCAUCACGGACAACCUGCUGCAGCUCCCUGCCCGGCGCAAAGCCUCGGACUUCUUUUAGAGCUAGGCCUGGGCUGGGCCCAUAGACGCUUCAUGGAGCCUGCAGGGCAGCUGUACACCCAGCAGAGGACUCCAGCCUUCUCGGGGCCCAGGCCUGGGCCAAAGCUAUUUACUACACCAGGAGCCACUGGAGAAAGGGGCUGUGCUGGGGCCAGGCUGGCACAGGACGCACAGGCCCACGCCACAUCCCAGGGCCUUGCCAAGCUGUUUGCUGUUUAAUUGGCCCCUUGAAGUGUCAUUAAAGAACACCUGGUACAGUCUGGGGGUUGCCUCUCCAUCCUGCUCCCCACACAAGCCCUAGCCUUGCCCUGGGGCCUACAUCGUGUCUCAGGACCGCAGGGCUUGAAGCGAGGGGCCCCCCAGGUGAGGAAGCUGCAGGUGGGGUGGCUGUGGGGGCACCGGAUGACUCUGGCAUCGCUUUCUGCAGCACCCGGAACCUGUGUUCUGAGCUGAGCUCACAUCCUCCUGUGCUUUCUGCUCCUCUGGGGGGAUGUGAAGGAGAAAUGGAGCCCUUGGAAGUUGUACUCUCAGGUUCACCUGCAGUUCUGGGCCCAGGUCUGCAGCCUCCACUCUGGGCUUGCCUGCUGUGAGGUGCACUGGUUAUAGGACUGUGUAGGGGCUGCAUAUCAGGUGAUCUCAGCCGUCACCUUCUCCCAGCCCUGGCUUCCAGCUCAUGGGGUGGGACUGUCCCGCUCACCUCUCUGCCGUAGGCACUGCCCAUCUUAUGCUGCUGGCCCUGGCCUCACCUUGUCUCUCCCACCAACAGGAGCUCCCAGAUAACAGUGGGUUGCUGGACAGGUAGGAUGGGACUCUUAAUGGGUGGGGGAUGUGGGGCCUUUGGUGCUUUAUCCCAUAGGAAAGGGUGCAUGUUGUCCUAAGGGAGUCCCCAGGAAGUGGGGAGGGAGGGGGAGGAGCACUGUCUAGGUGCUGACCACCUCGAGCACUUGGCCAGCAAGUGGGCCACAUGCUUUGGGAGCAAUGGGUGACACAGCAGGAAGCACAAAAGACAGGCCAGUGCACCAUCACCAAGGGCUGCUGAGCAGCUUGCAGAGCCACUGGGUGGGGAGGGCACACCGGGAGGUCUCAGCUGGGGCUGCCCCUGGAGGACUGGGCAGGGAACUUGAGGGCUGAGGACAGAAAUCUCAAAUGACUCCGGGAAAUAGAGGAAGAGGAGGAUGCUGAGCGAGGGGCUCUGAGGGAGUGGGGGUAGGUUAGAGUGGGCUGAACUGCAGGAGGCCAGGGGGAGUCGUGGACCCCUGGAGCUGGCCAGCCCCAGGGCAUUGAGGAGGAGGCCAGGUCAGAGGGAGACAGUGUGGGCCUGGCAGGUGGACCCUGGCAGAGGCCCUCUCGUACCCCACAAGGCCAGGCCACACCACGAGUCUGCCUGUACCUGAGCACCUGUCCUGUGCUCCUAGGCCGGAGACCACUGUGUGUCAGGUGGGGCGGUUGGCUGAGUCCCAGAGAAAAACACUCCUCACUGGGCACUCUUGAUGCUUGUACACACCCUGUGGUUUAUUUGGUGGUCAGUAAAGAACGUCUUUGCUACUAAGUGGAAGAAAGCUAAUGGAACGUAAUCAAAAUA